Messenger RNA from Morchella sextelata, 4011 nucleotides. RefSeq lists its product as uncharacterized. Gene Ontology annotation, molecular function: nucleic acid binding. Gene Ontology annotation, biological process: DNA integration. The record is from RefSeq and is a predicted model, not a curated record. The coding region runs from base 1 to 4011 and encodes 1336 amino acids. The transcript has 4 exons. Lineage: Eukaryota; Fungi; Ascomycota; Pezizomycetes; Pezizales; Morchellaceae.
AUGUCCGACACCAGUCAAGAUACGUUGUUGCAGCGCCUUUCAGGAUUUUUGACCACAUAUGGUACUCUCCCAACGGAUAUAGACUUCGGUGAUGAACUUACCGAAGCCCAUAAUCUCAUUGCUGAAUGUUUGGAGGCUUUCACCAAGCCUUCCGAAAUCCCCGAACCCGUUAUUGACACGGCCCAAGAAGAGGUCAUUAUCGGCCUCACCAAGGAACUCGAAGCAGCUGACGAAAAGACUGCCGAUCUAUUGCAAACCUCGUCCGAAUGCCAGGAAGAGUCUACCGAGACUAUCCGGGGCCGCGAUGAAGUUAUCGUUGCUCUCAAGGGCGAGCUUGAGGAGUCUAAGGCCGAAGAGGAGGAGCUUCGGUAUCGCCUGGCACUACAUCAGGAAAGUCUCGCCAUCGCUGACGAGAACCUUGCUGAUGUUGAAGAUGAGGUUCUUUAUAUCACCUCUGUUGCAAAGGCCUGGGAGGCCCAAGCCAAUGCCACUAUUGCUGACCUUCAUUCUCGUAUCUCCGUUUCUACCGCUACAGUUAAAUCCCGCCAUGUCUCCAAGCCUCGUUACCUGGCUCCUCGCGCCAAAGAUCCCCGUUUCAUUAGCAAUUGGCGAGAAAGGUCACUUGAAAAUGGGUCCCCAAAGCCGGCGUUAAAAGCCCCGCCACCUGUUUCUGUUCUCCCUGCUGCUGCUGUGUCUGAGGAUAAGAUGUCCGAAGACUCUCUUGUUGUUACCUGUUCCGUCUCUCAGAAUCCCGACUCCUUCGUUCCCACCUAUUCUCUCAUCGAUACGGGAGCAUCAGGUUAUGCGUUCAUCGAUCAAGGUUUUGUGAAAAAGCAUGGACUUUCCUUGGAACCCCUGAAAACAUCACGCCUACUCGAGGUAAUCGAUGAUAUCCAUGGCCAUCAGGAAACUGCUUUGUUUUUCGUUACCCAUCUAAGUCACUAUCCGAUUGUGAUGGGAAUGCCUUGGAUGCGGCAACAUGAUGUUACCAUUCGACCAAAGGAAAAUCUACUUAUUUUUAACUCUCGGAACUGCUGUCAACACUGUUCACUCAGUGGAACGGCGGUUACUGUCCAUGGCAUAUCGAUCCCCUUACCAGAAUUUCAUACAGUUGUCAGCUCAGUAGCUGAUAAGUCCACCACCGACGUCAAGCAACUCGUACCAAAGGAAUUCCACCAUCGCCUUCACAUGUUUAAAGAAUACGAUGCCUCAGUCCUUCCACCUCACCGACCCUCCCAUGACAUUGAAAUAAUUUUGGAAGAGGGUAAACGACCACCGUAUGGACCCAUCUAUGGCCUGUCGCAGACUGAAUUGAAAGCAUUACGGGAAUAUCUUGAUGAGAACUUACCCAAAGGAUUUAUUCGGGCCAGUGAAUCACCGGCGGGAGCACCUAUACUAUUCGUAAAGAAAAGUGAUGGGACUCUCCGACUAUGUGUGGAUUACCGAGGCCUCAAUGCGAUCACGGUCAAAAAUCGGUAUCCGUUACCACUAUUAAAGGAAACUUUGGCUAAACUUUCGAAGGCACAGUACUAUACCAAGUUAGAUCUACCUUGGGGAUACAAUCAGAUCAGGGUAGCGGAGGGAGACGAAUGGAAAACGGCAUUUAGAACUCGAUAUGGACAUUUCGAGUAUACAGUAAUGCCGUUCGGAUUAGCCAACGCCCCCGCCACCUUUCAACAUUGGAUUAAUGAUAUCCUACGGCCUUAUCACGAUCAAUUUGUCACGGCUUAUUUGGAUGAUAUCCUAAUUUAUUCGGAAACUUUGUCAGAACAUAAGGAUCACGUCCAGAAGGUUUUGAAGGUACUUGGUGAGAAUCAUGUUCACCUUAAACCUGAAAAAUGUGAAUUUAUGGUCCAGGAAACGAAAUAUCUCGGCCUUAUUCUCACUCCGGAUGGGAAUAGGAUGGAUCCGAAGAAAGUUGUUGACAAAAAUGUCAAAUUCGAAUGGACGGAUGAAAGGGAGGAAGCAUUCCAGACAUUGAAAAAGAUGUUCACAACGGCACCCAUACUAAUGCACUUUGAUCCGGAUCGGAAAAUCGUGGUAGAAACCGAUGCAUCCGACUAUGUUUCUGCUGGAAUCCUGUCCCAACGUGACGACGAAGGAAUUCUACAUCCAGUCGCUUUCUUCUCUAAGAAACAUUCCCCUGCGGAAUGUAACUAUGAGAUCUAUUACAAAGAACUCCUGGCAAUCGUACGAUGUUUUGAGGAAUGGCGACAUCAUUUAGAGGGGGCACAAUUCCCAAUUGAAGUUCUUAGCGAUCAUCGGAACCUCGAAUAUUUCAUGUCAACAAAGUUAUUAAACCGUCGACAAGCCCGUUGGUCGGAAUUUCUUUCACGUUUCGAUUUCGUCAUUCAAUUUAGACUAGGAAAACAAGGGGUGAAACCAGAUGCAUUGACUAGGAGGUCGGGUGACCUGCCUAAAGAAGGGGAUGAGCGGUUGACCCAUCAGAGUCAAGUGGUGUUGAAGCGAAAAAAUUUAGAUGCAAAGCUAAGUUUGUUCGCGGGUUCUUUUUCAAAUGAAUCCGCUGAAGAAAUGUCCACUGUAGAAGAGUUGUUUUUAAAUGCUUACCAAGUUGACAGUUUCCCGAACAAAGUCCUUGCAAUGCUACGGAAUGGCGUCCGUUAUUCGAAUAAGAUUUCGCUUGCCGAAUGCACUGAAGACAAUAACGGUCGGCUACUUUAUUGUGGCGCACUCUAUGUACCGGAUGACGACGAUCUUCGGCUAAGACUCCUAAAGGAACAAUAUGACAAACCAUCGGCAGGCCAUCCAGGCAGAGCGAAGACUUUGGAACUCUUGAAUCGAGAGUACUACUGGCCACAGAUGCAAAAAUAUGUCGACCAGUACGUUAGGAAUUGCAAUGUGUGUGCCCGUAGCAAGGCACUACGCAAUGCACCUUAUGGGGUACUUCGACCUAUGCCAAUACCCCAUGGACCAUGGAGGGACGUAUCAAUGGACUUCGUUACUGACCUUCCGGAAAGCGAUGGAUAUAAUGCGAUAUUGGUGGUAGUGGAUCGACUAACCAAGAUGCGACAUCUGAUUCCCACAACUAAAGAGGCGGAUUCAAAAGAAGUAGCGAGGUUGUAUAUCGAUAAUGUUUGGAAAUUACAUGGACUCCCUGAAACUAUAGUAUCUGAUCGAGGAACACAAUUUGUUGCGGAAUUCUGGAUGUCCCUUUGCGAUCGUUUGGAAAUAUCGCCAAAGUUCUCUACAGCGUUUCACCCCCAGACAGAUGGACAAACGGAAAGAAUCAAUGCUGUGAUGGAACAAUACCUUCGAAGUUAUGUUUCUUAUCAACAGGACGACUGGGUUCGAUGGUUGCCAAUGGCCGAGUUUGCAACAAAUAACCAUGCUUCGGAAACGACCAGAAUCUCUCCAUUUUAUGCUAACUCAGGGAGGAAUCCAAGAAUGACUUUUGGUCCUUUGGAACACGGUAGGACGACAGCGGAGGAUCAGGCCAAUAGUAUUGCAAGGGAGAUGAAGGAUAUAUUGGAUUUUCUAAAGGAUGAAUUAUUUCGAGCGCAAAGGAUUCAAGAAGAGUCUGCCAAUAUACGUCGGACUCCAGCACCUCACUAUCGUGUGGGGGAUAAAGUUUUCUUAUCGACCAGCCAUGUCCUUACCAAACGAUCAUCGAAGAAACUCGAUUGGAAACGCAUUGGACCGUAUGUCUUGAAACGGAUCGUUAGUCCUUACGCCUAUGAAUUAAAACUUCCCCAUUCUAUGAAGGUUCAUCCUGUAUUCCAUGUCUCUUUAUUGUCGUCUGCAGCAAACGAUCCUUUACCAGGACAACAACAGUUACCACCACUGUCGGUCGAAGUUGAAGGACAGGAGGAGUGGGAAGUCGAGGAUAUUUUGGAUUCCAAGGAUCGUCGGGGAAGAUUUGAAUACUUGGUUAAGUAUGCCGGUUAUGCCGAAGCUUCGUGGCAGCCAUUGUCGGAUGUCGAACAUUCGCCCGAUAUUGUCAAACGAUUUCACGAACGAUAUCCACGGAAGCCUAAGCCUACCGAGAGAUAG